Rhinocladiella mackenziei CBS 650.93 is the source of this 2652-nucleotide messenger RNA. RefSeq lists its product as uncharacterized. The coding region runs from base 1 to 2652 and encodes 883 amino acids. The transcript has 9 exons. The record is from RefSeq and is a predicted model, not a curated record. NCBI's taxonomy places the organism in Eukaryota, Fungi, Ascomycota, Eurotiomycetes, Chaetothyriales, Herpotrichiellaceae. Gene Ontology annotation, molecular function: glycosaminoglycan binding; N-acetylglucosamine-6-sulfatase activity.
AUGGCCGAACCAAUCCCCGAAGCAAGAGAUCCCUUGGGAACCUAUCGCCGAAACAGAAAUCGGCAGGGCGCUCCAAAUGGCGAAGAAAUAUACCGGCCUGGGCUAGGACGGCCUUCCGACCUUGAUCUGGCAAAAGCCUCGAAUACUACCCGAAGCAAUGAAAACCGCCAGGAUUACAGUGCUGAGAAACCUGGAAACCCCGACGACUCGUCGCCGGGAGGACUACUGCCUGACACCCAAUUCAGAGGCUGUCCUGGGCGAACGACGGAGCAGGCACUGCUCGCUUUGGCCAAUGCCAUCAAUCUAACCACGCUCGUAGCUUUUGAUUUAGAAGGAGCCUUCAAUGGUGUGAACGGCAUGACUUUAAAUACCGCCUCAACGAAAGAGGUAUACCGACGCCAGCAAGAAGAUGGGUCGGAGUUUCGUGAAAGAGAGAUCCGCCAAUAUCACGUUCGACGGCUUCGAGACCGAACCCCCCUCCCCCUUCUGGAUCACACAGAGCGGGCCCAAGGAUCUCUAUUAUCUCCCGUACUAUUUAUUUCCUUCAGUCCGGACCUCAUCGACCAGUCCGUGGCCUUCAGAGAAGUCGAAGCAAGAGACAUCAAGAAAGUUCAGGAUGAGACCGAGCUCAUACAUCUGACAAGAAACAAACGCGAAAUUGGCCAGGGCCAUAUCAUCAGGAAUGGACAAAUCAUUCAGACAUCGUUGGAGGCCAAACCGUUGGGAGCGGUCUUCGAUCAAGAAAUAAGAUGGGAAUGGAGAUCCCUCCGGCUCACGCAAAUGAGACAAGUAUACCAAGCAUGCGUGGUCCCGAGACUAGAUCACGCGUGGACUGUAUGGCAAAAUCCUCUGAAAAAUAAUGAACACCUUAAAGCUCUGAGCACGGUGCAGAGAACCAGGACAGUGGCCACACCGACACUGGAAGUGGAUUGUUAUGCGGCACCUACAUGGCCCCGGCUCGAACAGCGCGCUCAGGACGUCAUCGCAAGUUUGAGCACCCUAUCGCCCAAGCUUCGGCUGUGUGGGGAACAAGUUGUCAAACCCGGCCUGACAUAUAACAGCCACUUUUGCACGGUUGCGCUCUGCUGUCCCUCCAGGGCAUCACUUUGGACAGGUUUAGCCGCGCACAAUACCAACGUGACAGAUGUCAAUCCACCAUUUGGCGGCUAUCCCAAAGUUAUAGCUCGGGGUUACAAUGACGAAAACCUAUUUGUGUGGAUGCAACGAGCUGGCUACAACACAUACUACACGGGGAAGCUGUACAAUGCUCAUAACAUCGACAACUAUGACGACCCGUACGCACGUGGCUUCAAUGGGUCUGAUUUUCUGUUAGACCCUUACACCUAUAAGUAUUUUGCCCCUGCGAUGGUCAGGAACGACGGUGAAGCCGCCAACUACACGGGACAAUAUAAUACCGAUCUGAUCGCGCAGAAGACGAGCGGUUUCUUGGCCGAAGCACUGUCUCAUGACAACCCAUUCUUCAUAGUAUCGGCGCCUAUUGCUCCCCAUGCAGACCUGUCAAUAGAUCCCGAAUCCAACCUGAGUUAUUUUGCACCCCCGGAGUCAGCGCCUCGGCACGAGCAUAUGUUUAAAGACUACAAGAUUCCUCGAGAUGAUCCGUCCUUCAACAAGGGUAUCGAAGGAGCCCCUUCAUGGGCUGGAAAAUUACAGCCCAUGGGUGAGACCGAGCUGGCGUACAAUGAUGAAUACCAGCGAAAGCGACUCAGGUCUCUCCAAGCUGUGGAUGAAAUGGUUGGUGGCUUGAUCCAGCAAUUGAGAGAAGCCGGCCAGUUGGACAAUACGUACGUCUUCUACACAACGGACAAUGGCUUUCACGUUAGUCAACAUGCCAUGAAUCCGGGGAAAUCAUGUGGGUAUGACACGGACAUCCACAUCCCAAUGUUUGUAAGAGGUCCCGGCCUUCAGGCGGGCGCGGUAAUCGACACCGUCACGACCCACACAGAUCUCGCCCCUACGAUCCUGGGCAUCGCCAACUUUGACAAGACGCCGUGGAAAAUGGAUGGCACUCCCAUUCCUUUCAAAGAUGAUAAGAAAUGUCCAACCAAGCACAAUGAGCAUGUUAACAUCGAGUAUUGGGGCUGGGCUAUUCCCGAAGGCAUUUAUGGAUUCCGCUUCAAAGACGGUUCUGACGCCAGCACGGCAACGGGGUUACUUGGCAACAAUACUUACAAAGGAAUUCGACUCGUCGGGGAGGAUUACAGCUUGUACUACUCGGUUUGGUGCACCAAUGAAAAUGAGUUCUACGACCUCAAGCUUGACCCUUAUCAAACCAAGAAUAUCAUUGCGGACGCUUCUGCGUCCGAGUACCAACUAGCGGGACGGCCCUUGCAAGCCGUUCUUGACCGCCUAGACGCUCUUAUGAUGGUCUUGAAGUCCUGCAAGGGUGCAGACCAGUGCACCAAGGGCUGGUCAUUCCUCCAUCCAGGCGGUCAAGUGCACUCUCUCAAGGAUGCGCUCAAGGAGAAGUACGACGAAUUCUACGCAUCUCGGCCGAAAGUGGCAUUCGACGAAUGUACGAUGGGAUACCUUCCCGAACUGGAAGGGCCCCAAGUCGUGAAUCAAUAUACUGAGGGUGGAAGGUUGAAACGUAAAUCGUUUGACUAUGGCGCGAGCUUUUACCUCUUCACAUGA